AUGGAGCUGAUUCUAGAUAGGAGUGCUCGUACACUCCUCCUCCCUAUUAUUCAGCGUCUAGUGUUACCAGGCACCACCAUUCACACAGAUGAAUGGGCGGAAUAUAGCCAAAUAUCACAAUUGGGAUACAUACAUCAUAGAGUGAACCAUUUGAAUGAUUCCGUCGACCCUGUCACCGGUACUCAUAAUAAUUCCAUCGAAGGUUUCUGGGGAAGAUUAAAAAAUAGAAUAAAAGCUAUAAAUGGUUUUCAAAACCAAGUUAUUUUUAGUCAUCUGGAUGAAUACAUGUAUAGAAAUUGGUUCAACUUAAAAACUGAAACCCCAAUACAAAAUUGGGAGAUAUUUUUAUCUCAUAUUAGAGAAAAAUAUCCUGUUUAA
This is a messenger RNA of Trichobilharzia szidati, 378 nucleotides long. NCBI's taxonomy places the organism in Eukaryota, Metazoa, Platyhelminthes, Trematoda, Strigeidida, Schistosomatidae. The record is from the annotation of a GenBank genome assembly.